This is a messenger RNA of Aspergillus clavatus NRRL 1, 1665 nucleotides long. Its product is annotated as putative MFS quinate transporter. Gene Ontology annotation, biological process: carbohydrate transport; transmembrane transport. Gene Ontology annotation, cellular component: membrane. Gene Ontology annotation, molecular function: carbohydrate:proton symporter activity. Lineage: Eukaryota; Fungi; Ascomycota; Eurotiomycetes; Eurotiales; Aspergillaceae. Bases 1 to 1665 code for a protein of 554 amino acids. The record is from RefSeq and is a predicted model, not a curated record. The transcript has 4 exons.
AUGGCAGGCGGCGCAAAAAAACCCAUCAAUAUCUUCCGGCAGAGGAACCUCCCCGAACCAAAAGAGGUCUUCAACUGGCGGUUAUGGUUCGCCGUACUUUCCUUUGGUCUCAUGGGCGCUGCCCGCGGCGUGGAUGAGGGGUUGAUCUCGGGUGCUUUCAACUCGAAGGAUUUCCAACGGACGAUUCAUUUCAGCGAGUACAGCGCGGUCGAACAGACGAACAUCAAGGCGAAUGUGUCGGCGAUGGUGCAGAUAGGGUCCGUCGGAGGUGCUCUAUUUGCGUUUGUGGUUUGUGAUCGCAUCGGUCGGAUUUGGGCCACCCGGCAGCUCUGUGUUUUAUGGAUUGUCGGCAUCGCCAUCUUCAUGGGCGCGAACGGAAACCUGGGUGCGGUCUACGCCGGUCGCUUCAUUGCAGGGCUGGGUGUGGGCCAGACGGUUGUGGUUGGCCCGGUGUAUCUUGCAGAAAUUGCACCCGCGUCUAUCCGGGGGUUGUGUACUUGCGUCUUCACGGGCUUCGUGUAUCUGGGUAUCGUCCUCGCGUACUUUACCAACUACGGCUGUCAGGUCAAUCUGGGCGACAACACACACAAACGAUGGGAGGUCCCAACCAGUCUCCACAUCAUCUUCUCCGGCCUCAUCUUCCUCCUCUCCUUCCUCCAGUACGAGUCGCCGCGGUUCCUGGUCAAGAAAGGUCAAUACGAACAGGCGCUACGCAAUCUCGCGCGCUUGCGGCAUCUGCCUGAGGACCACGAGUACGUGUUGCAGGAGAUCACAGCCAUCGAGCAGUCGCACCAGGCGGAGCUCGAAGCCACCAUGGGCGCGGGCUGGCUCGGCAUGCUCCGGGAGACAUUCCUAAUCCCCAAGAACCUGUACCGGAUAUACCUUGCGGCUAUGUCGCAGAUCCUCUCUCAGUGGUCUGGAGCGGGGUCGAUCACGCUGUACGCGCCGGACCUGUUCAAGCUGCUGGGAAUCACAGGCUCGAACGAGUCGCUGCUGGUCACGGGGGUGUUCGGCAUCAUCAAGCUUGUCGCGGCGAUCUCCUGCGCUCUGUUCCUGGUCGACGUGAUCGGGCGCAAACGUGCGCUGCUCAUCGGGAUCACGCUGCAGGCGAUCGCAAUGAUCUACGUGGCGGGGUUCCUGACGGGCGUGCCCAGCAUGGGGAUCAUGGACGACUUUGUGCUCCCCGCGUCGAAGAAGGGGAUCAGCCGGGGCGCGAUCGCCAUGAUCUACCUGUCCGGGUUCGGGUGGGCGCUGGGUUGGAACUCGAUGCAGUACCUGUUGACGGCGGAGCUGUUCCCGCUGCGGAUCCGGGCGCUGGCAACGUCGAUCACGAUGACGCUGCACUUUGCGAACCAGUACGGGAACUCGCGCGCGGUGCCGAACAUGCUGCUCGCCACGGCGGACGGCGGCAUCACGCCCAAGGGCACGUUCUGGUGCUUUGCGGCGGUGACGAUCGUGGGCGGGCUGUGGGUGCUGGUGAGCAUCCCGGAGACGGCAGGGCGGUCGCUGGAGAGCAUGGACCGGCUGUUCGAGCUGCCGUGGUACAAGAUCGGGUUGUACGGGAACCGGGACGCGGAGCAGCGGGAUCUGGUGCUGUCGGAGAAGGCGCAGGUGGCGGAAGAGACGCGAGCGACGGCGACACAUACGGAGGAUACGAGGGUGUAG